Molecule: messenger RNA, 5839 nt
Organism: Chanos chanos (milkfish)
Lineage: Eukaryota; Metazoa; Chordata; Actinopteri; Gonorynchiformes; Chanidae
Gene: atrxl
Product: ATRX chromatin remodeler, like
Exons: 36
Coding region: 140-5524 (1794 amino acids)
Cellular component (GO): nucleus
Molecular function (GO): ATP hydrolysis activity; ATP binding
Source: RefSeq, a predicted model, not a curated record
UGCAGUGAUGUAGUCAGUGGGCAUACCUGUUGUAUUCCACAUGAUUCUGCAUGUAAUGGCACGGUGCUGACAGCUGUGCACUGUUACUGUAGAGAAUAAAAUGCAUCCCUCUUAUUAAUGUGCCUUGAACAAGCUUAAUAUGUCGACGGAAGUUCUCAGCCCUGAGUGUGGUGGAGGGGGCAGUGGGGGGAAACUGGACGCACUGGUGGGGAAGCUUCAUGAAUAUCUGGCCGUGUCCACACAGGAAGGCAGUGUGUUCAGCCAGCCUGGGCACUGGAGCGGAGAGAUGGCUAAAGAUUUCAUCAAACAGCAGACGUCGGCUGGGGCCGUGGAGGAGGCGAGUAGGCCCUCAGAGAACAGGAAAUCACAUUCGUCUUGCUCUAGGAGGAAGCCGUCAGUGGUGAUCAGACACACAGGCCUGGACGAGUCGAACGCGUCCUCGGAGAGCACGACGGAAGAUGCUGCCUCCAACAACUCAUACAGUGACCCCGACCUGACCUCUCUCCCCAAAGGCACAGUGGUGGUGAGGCCGGAGCCAGUGAGCAGUGAAGUGCGAGACGACUUCCGAGGCCCAGAGUUCCGCAGUAAAAGAGCGGGAAAGCCGCACAGGGAAUUCUCCGACAGGCGGAGAGGGUUUGAGCUGGAGAGAGUGAACUGCACAGCCUGUGGCCAACAGGUCAACCAUUUCCAAAAGGACUCUGUCUUCCAGCAUCCUGUUCUCAAAGUCCUCAUCUGCAAGUCCUGUUUCAGGUACUACAUGAGUGAUGACAUCAGCAAAGACUCGGAGGGAAUGGACGAACAGUGCAGGUGGUGUGCAGAGGGAGGGAACCUGAUUGGUUGUGACUACUGCAGUAACGCCUUCUGUAAGAAGUGUGUCCUGCGAAACCUGGGCAGGAAGGAGUUGUCAGCCAUCAUGGAUGAGGACAGGAAGUGGUACUGUUACGUGUGCAGUCCUGAACCUCUGUUGGACUUGGUACUGGCUUGUGACUCGGUUCUGCAGAACCUGGAGCAGCUCUGGGCCAGAAAGCGUCCUCGGCAUGACAGUGACCGACCCGGCCCAUUCAGGGGAGCAGGCGGAGCCCGGGGAAGGGCACGAGGGAGGGGUUAUGGGGGGACCACCUCUCUAGCAACCUCUAGCCUAUCUCAUCGCAUGCAGCACCUGGUUGACAUGACAACAACACUGAGCCGCUCCUUCGUGACUUUCAUGCAGAGCGGAGGAGAGGAAGAGGGUGAGGAAGAGGAGGAUGAGACAUUAAGAGUUAACUGGCUACAAGGAUUCCGCAAUGUCCUGGAAGACCUCCGCAGGGCACAUGAUGCAUUGCAGGAUGCUCUGGACAGCCAGGUUGUUGGAGGGAAGCACAGCCAGGUUGGCGGAGGAGGGUGUGACAUGGAUGCACAGCGACCUCGGGGCAGGGGUCGCCCCAGGGUCAAGUUCCGGGCAGCCCAGCCCACUGGGGUGAUGAAGGAGCUGGUGGUGAAGCUGACUCCCGUCACUAUGACGACGGAACUCAGCGCUGUUAAGAACGCUGCGGUCGGGGAGGACGAGCAGCAGGCAGUGCUGAAGAGAGGUGACAAUCAGCCUCUGAACAAAAACCAAACAGAAAAACAGGAAGAAGAGAAAAAUGAGGCAGACCAGGGAAGGGAGGAAGAGAUGGAUGGUGUUGAUGAGGAGGAAGAGGGCGAUGAAGUCAGUAUUUGCCCUCUGUCAGAAGAGAGCAAGCGAUCCCCACGAGUAAAGACCACCCCGCGCCGUCGCCCCGACGACUGGCAGAGCCAAUCAGAUGAGCACCUUGCUGAGUGCCCAGCACCGGGCCCCGCACAGCGUGUGGCGGUUGAUCGUACUGUUCUGGUGGAGGACUCCGACUCCGACGAAAUGCCAGCCAUCCUGCGGCAGACGGCUGCUAUGGCAACCACCGAGGGAGAGGACGGAGUCGAUAGCGAUGAGGAUCAGGAUACAUCUGCCGUGAGAAAGCAACAUCUCUUUGGCUUGAUGAAGACCACACCCCCAAGUCAAGACAGAGCCAACCGUAAACGCAAACUAACAGAGCGAACUUCAUCAACGUCUUCGUCAUCUUCCUCUUCGACUGGCACACAGGACUCAAAGAGACGGCUGAGGGGGAGGCCGCGCAAGGUUGCCAGGACAGAUGCGCGAAGCGAUACCUCGUCAUGCGACACUGGGGACACUGACUCAGAUGAUCAAAAGAUUAAACCUCUCACAGAGGGAAUCUCUCUGCUGGGAUCCGGAACGUUCCAGCAGUCAUCCGGGGAUGAGGGGGAUGGUCGGCCUAGUUUGUCACUGGCUUUGGAAGAUGAUGACCCAGAGAAUAGAAUCGCCAAACAAAUCCUCUUGACCCAAAUCAGAGCCAACCACUCUUCCUGUGAGGACUCCAGUUCAGAUGGGGAGUCAGAGAGUGAGACAGCACAGCGAGCGGAGUCAGAGGUGUCCCAGAGGACAGACAGAGAGACAGAGGGGAGUGAGACAGAUGAAAGUAGAGAGGAAGAAGGUGGACUAAACCAGGACCAUGAACACAAAAUGAUACUCUUCAACAUUGUGAAGAGCACAGCCCUGCCACUGACAGCACAGACAGUGAAACUGAACCUCCAAAGUCCCGACACCGUCACACUCUGCUACGUCACCCGCUCACCCUCUCAGACACUGCCUCAAAAAGCCCUCAGAACGCUGAGCAGCAGGGAUCACCCAGUCCCAGAGCAGAUGGAGAGCUCAAUGAGUCGCUACAUGUCCCAGGAGGGUUUGUCAAAGGGACGGAGACAAAUCCGCGCCAUCCUGGAGGAGAGCCAGUUGGCUGCCGAGACCCAGCAGGCACUGAGGGAGGAGGAGGAGCGCAGGAAGCGACUGGCACAGAGAGAGGAAGAGGAGAGGAGAGAGAGGGACGCCCAUAGUGAUCCUGAGGUGCAGCUGAUUUCUGUGUCCAAAGGCCCUGCCCCCCUGAUUCUGGAACACCAAAAAGACACCCAUGUACCACUGGUGGAGGUGCACCCUCACCUGGUCAGCAAACUCAAACUCCAUCAGAGAGAGGGCGUGCGGUUCAUGUGGAACUGCUGUUGUGAGUCUGUGCAGAAGGUGAAGACAUCAGUUGGAUCUGGCUGUAUUUUGGCACACUGCAUGGGGCUGGGCAAAACCCUCCAGGUGGUGACGUUCCUUCACACGGUGUUGCUGUGUGAGAAGCUGGGGUUUAAGACGGCUCUGGUCCUGUGUCCACUCAACACUGUACUGAACUGGCUCAGUGAAUUCCACAAAUGGCAGCAAGGAAUGAGAGGACCAACACUGAUGGUGAUGGUGCUGGACAGAGGGAAGGUGACUGGUGGUCGUGCUAAGACUCUGGCUCUGUGGCAGAGAAGUGGUGGAGUGAUUAUAAUGGGUUAUGAGAUGUUCCGGAACCUCACUCAUGGCAACAGCAAAAAGUCCCAAACCCACAGGGACACUUUUCGUGCCGCUCUCUUAAACCCAGGGCCUGAUUUUGUGGUGUGUGAUGAAGGACACGUGCUGAAGAAUGAGAUGUCGGUCAUUUCUCAGGCUAUGAGCACCAUCCGCACACGCCGGCGAAUCAUACUGACGGGAACUCCCUUACAGAACAACCUGAGCGAGUAUCACUGCAUGGUAAACUUCAUUAAGGAGAACCUGCUGGGUUCCUUGAGAGAGUUCCGGAAUCGUUUUAUGAACCCGAUCCAAAAUGGACAGUGUGCUGACUCCACCCCUGCUGAUGUCCAGCUGAUGAAGAACAGAGCGCAUGUCCUCCACUCACUGCUGGCAGGGUGUGUCCAGAGGCGGGAUUACUCUGUUCUGACACAGUUCUUGCCACCCAAACACGAGUAUGUUCUGGCAGUAAGGAUGACUCCUCUACAGUGCCAGUUAUACACACACUACUUAAAGAAUUACACCGGUCAGUGUGGAGUUAGGAGCCUGUUCCAGGAUGUGCAGCUUCUCAGUCAAAUCUGGACUCAUCCAUGGUGUCUGCAGCUGGCCUACAGGAACAAAGAGGGUGGGAGAGACAAUCCUGCCCGUGUUACCAAGGACAUGAGGAAGUACUUUGUCAAAGAUGAGAAGAAACGGGAGGAGGGUGCAGAUGCAGAUAAGGCUGAGGGCAGAGACAACUCUGUCAGGGAUGUGGAGAGAACAGAGGAGUCCUCUACAGCUCACCCCACUGAGGAAGUGAGAGAGGAUGUGGGCAGUGCCCUGCAGGGGCCACGGCCAGGCUGGUACCAAGAGUUCGUCUCUGCCUCAGACGCCACCGUCCUGGAACACUCCGGAAAAAUGGUUCUUCUCUUUGAGAUACUACGGUGUGCCGAAGAGCUGCAGGAGAAAGUGCUGGUCUUCAGUCAGUCCCUCGUCUCUCUGGACCUGAUUGAAGAGUUUCUACAGUAUGUAAAUGAUGCAAAGAAGAGGAACCAACCAUCCUCAUAUAAAGGGAGGCUGUCGUGGGAGAGACAUGUUGAUUACUACCGUCUGGAUGGCUCCACCACUGCCCUAGCACGCAAGAACUCAGCUCAGAAAUUCAACAACAAUCAAAACAAACGAGGGCGGCUGUUUCUCAUUUCUACGCGAGCUGGCUCUUUGGGGAUAAACCUGGUGGCUGCUAACAGAGUUGUGCUUUUCGACGCCUCAUGGAACCCCUCCCAUGAUAUCCAGAGCAUCUUCAGAGUCUAUCGCUUCGGCCAAAUCCGACCUGUGUUUGUCUACCGUCUCCUGGCACAGGGGACAAUGGAGCAGAAGAUUUAUGAGAGACAAGUGGCCAAACAGUCGCUGUCAUCACGCGUUCUGGACGAACAGCAGAUAGAGAGACACUUUACACACAGCCAGCUCAGUGACCUGUACCGCUUCCACCCUGAACCAGCAUCUGACCACACGGCCAACACCACCACACUGUUACAGGACUCGAUCUUGGCUGCCCUGUUGGAGAAGUGCGGGUCUUACAUUGUUAGUUACCAUGAGCAUGAUUCCUUACUGGACCACAAAGAGGAUGAGGAGCUGAGUGAGGAAGAGCGCAGAGCAGCAUGGGCAGAGUACCAUGCAGAGAAGAACCAGACAUAUCAGCACUCCAGUUUAAGCAAAUAUUCUCUCGCAAGUCUCUGCAGGAAGACCAAUGAGGAGCUGGAGAUGCUCUUGAUGCAAAAUCGUCAAGGUCUGAAGGAUUUGCUACAAAGAAUUAUCCCAUCCUUCAGUCUUGAACAGCAUGUUGAGAAUCUGAUGAAAGCCAACCCAGGGCUGACCAGAGAUAAGGCCCUGCCUAUGGCUGUGAGUUGUCUGAAGAAUGCAGAGAAAGAGCAGCGAAGCAGAGAAGAGCUCUACCAACAGAAGCUCAAUGAGCAGCAAACACUCAUCGUAAACGUUCAGAAGAUUCUGUCCAGCAGGAAAAGCUGUGCCUCUCACGGCACCCAGCCCAUCGCCAUCACACAGCCAACCAAUCACAAACCACCUACUGCUGCUGAUCCCAGAACAGUCACCUCACCUCCCUCCAGCACCCCAAAGGCCCACAGAGACGUCUUUGUGAUUGACCUGCUGUAAACCACUCACGUUUCUUCCCUAGCCUUGCUCAUGUAGCUCGGAUUGGCUUAAAAACAGAUUUGGCUUAAAUCACUGUUUAUUAGCACUUUAUGGAGACUUGCCUGCAUCACGGGGAGAACGUGAGAGUGAAUGAAUGUAUUUCUUCUCAGCGCCCCUGGGUCAGCAUUCUAACGGUGCCAACGACUGAGCCAAUGUUGUCAUUAAGUUAUUACUGCCUUCUCUCUCUCUCUCUCUUUCUCUCUCUCUCUCUGUCUAUCUACCUCAGUGUUAAAGUACUUAACCUGACACUAUGCUGCAAGGGGAAAAGACAGUGUG